Messenger RNA from Hippopotamus amphibius kiboko, 2715 nucleotides. RefSeq names its product succinate-CoA ligase GDP-forming subunit beta (gene SUCLG2). Gene Ontology annotation, cellular component: mitochondrion; succinate-CoA ligase complex. The transcript is spliced from 12 exons. The coding region runs from base 470 to 1687 and encodes 405 amino acids. NCBI's taxonomy places the organism in Eukaryota, Metazoa, Chordata, Mammalia, Artiodactyla, Hippopotamidae. Gene Ontology annotation, biological process: tricarboxylic acid cycle; succinyl-CoA metabolic process. The record is from RefSeq and is a predicted model, not a curated record. Gene Ontology annotation, molecular function: ATP binding; succinate-CoA ligase (GDP-forming) activity.
CGUCCCGCUCCCCGCGCUGUUUUCCUGGUUAAGAUGGCGGCCCCCGUGGCAGCGCAGGCCCGGAAACUUCUGAGAGACCUUGCUCUCCGGACCCCGCUCCUGACGGCCAGGUCCCAGAAAUGGGAGGAGAAAGAUGGAUGUCUGGCUUUUACAAGUGAAGGACUGAAGCUUAUGUGCAAGUUUUUAUUGGCUAAAUGUGGCCAUGGAGGCUGCGUUGAAAGUUGUGACUUACCUUUAUUUGCCUUCUUGCCUAGAAGAAUAAAUAUCUGACUCUUUUCUUUUUUAAAAUGAAGUACAGAUGCAGCUUCUGCUGUUAGAAAAGGAAAUGCAUCUCAAGCAAUUUAGUUGUUAAACUACUGACUUCUGUGUGGGGAAGACCUUUAAGUGAUAGCUUUUGUCCCAAAUUGGUUUUGUUUAUUAGAAGUGAAACAUUUCUUUCAUGGAUGAGUGAUGGAGUACACCACCCAUAAUGGUGGUUCAAUUAACCCCAAGAAGAUGGCUGAACCUGCAGGAAUACCAGAGCAAGAAACUGAUGUCUGACAAUGGAGUGAAAGUUCAAAGGUUCUUUGUAGCAGACACUGCCAGUGAAGCUCUUGAGGCUGCUAAGAGACUAAAUGCAAAAGAAAUUGUUUUAAAAGCCCAGAUCUUAGCUGGAGGAAGAGGAAAAGGUGUCUUCAGUAGCGGUUUGAAAGGAGGCGUUCAUUUAACAAAAGACCCUAAAGUUGUAGGACAGCUGGCUAAACAGAUGAUUGGGUAUAAUCUGGCAACAAAACAAACUCCAAAAGAAGGUGUGAAAGUUAACAAGGUGAUGGUUGCUGAAGCCUUGGACAUUUCCAGGGAAACCUACUUGGCCAUUCUGAUGGACCGGUCCUGCAAUGGCCCCGUGCUGGUGGGCAGCCCUCAGGGGGGUGUUGACAUUGAGGAGGUGGCAGCUUCAAAUCCAGAACUUAUUUUUAAGGAGCAAAUUGACAUUAUUGAAGGGAUAAAGGACAGCCAAGCUCAGCGGAUGGCGGAAAAUCUAGGCUUCCUCGGGCCUUUGAAAAACCAGGCUGCAGAUCAAAUUAAGAAGCUGUAUAAUCUAUUCCUGAAAAUUGAUGCUACUCAAGUGGAAGUGAAUCCCUUUGGUGAAACUCCAGAAGGACAAGUUGUCUGUUUUGAUGCCAAGAUAAACUUUGAUGACAAUGCAGAAUUCCGACAAAAGGACAUAUUUGCUAUGGACGACAAAUCAGAGAAUGAGCCCAUUGAAAAUGAAGCUGCCAGAUAUGAUCUAAAAUACAUAGGAUUGGACGGAAACAUUGCCUGCUUUGUGAACGGUGCUGGACUCGCCAUGGCUACCUGUGACAUCAUUUUCCUGAAUGGUGGGAAGCCAGCCAACUUCUUGGAUCUUGGUGGUGGUGUAAAGGAGUCUCAAGUGUAUCAAGCAUUCAAGUUACUCACAGCCGAUCCUAAGGUUGAAGCCAUCCUAGUCAAUAUUUUUGGCGGAAUCGUCAACUGUGCCAUCAUUGCCAACGGGAUCACCAAAGCCUGCCGGGAGCUGGAACUCAAGGUGCCCCUGGUGGUCCGGCUUGAAGGAACCAAUGUCCAUGAGGCCCAGAACAUUCUCAGUAACAGCGGACUCCCCAUUACUUCAGCUGUCGACUUGGAGGAUGCAGCCAAGAAAGCUGUGGCCAGUGUGGCUAAGAAGUAGUGCCUUUGUCCUGAUUGCUCAGAAGAAGUGCAUUUACUCAUAAAAAGGAAUGGUUUUCUCAUCACUGUGAAGAAAAUGGUUAUCCUACAGGGAAAAAAACUGGGGGCAGGGAAGAGCAAGAACCACUGUAUAAAAAACUUCAAUCUGUAUUUUCUGGAAUAUCUAGAGAGCCUAAUUAAUUUGAUUUCCCUUGUAGUCUUUAUUAAAUUAAUACCUUAUUCUCAUACUUUUCUGUCAUGGGGAGCCAGCUCGGUAGGCAUUGUUUUGCCAACUUUGGGGAGCAGUCUAUGUGACCAACCAGUGUCCAUAUAUACAGCAUUUGAGAUCAAGCCCUGGUUCAUUAACAGCGAUUUUGGUGAACAUUUUGUAUUGUGUAAUAAAAAAUAAUAAUAAUAAUUUAAAAAACAUAACAAAACAAAAAACAACACAGGCUGUAUUAAAAAAAAAAAACUCAGACAAGAUUACAUUUAACAGAUUUACCAUCAAAAAGGUGCAGCUAAGACUUUCAAACAAAUAGCUGUUAUAAACUGCAACCGUUUUUACGAUUUCUAAUUCCAACCUGUUUAGAAAAUCCAUGAAUAUUAGAAAAUGUAUUUUACAAUGGAAGAUCUGCAGAUCUGCAAUUAAUACCCAAUACAUGUAUCCUACCAUUUGCCUUAGUAUUGAAUAUGCUGUUUACCUCACACUAAAAAUAAUGCCAGAAGCCUUAUUUGUGAUUUUGCAGUAGAAGUUUCUCUUUUAAUAUCAAAACUGAGGAAUGCUGAUUCUUAUGGGAAUCUCCAAUUCAGUUAUUUGAAGAUGAGACAACACUGAAAAUCAGAUUAUCCUGUGAGUGUCACUGUCUUUUCUCCCCUCUCAUUUCCCCCAGCAUCUACCACCUGGGAAAAUGUAAUUGAGAGAAUGUGGCUUUUUUGCAUAGUGUCCGUUUUUGUGGUGGGAAAGAAUGUGAAUUAGGUUUUUGUUUAAAUUUUGGUAAAUUUUUAUCUGUACACAAAUUCAAAUAAAAUCCUUUGUUUUGUAAACUCUAA